Messenger RNA from Manihot esculenta (cassava), 4525 nucleotides. RefSeq lists its product as uncharacterized. Gene Ontology annotation, biological process: protein stabilization; protein import into mitochondrial matrix; protein folding. The coding region runs from base 16 to 762 and encodes 248 amino acids. Gene Ontology annotation, cellular component: mitochondrion. The transcript is spliced from 4 exons. The record is from RefSeq and is a predicted model, not a curated record. Gene Ontology annotation, molecular function: zinc ion binding; protein-folding chaperone binding. NCBI's taxonomy places the organism in Eukaryota, Viridiplantae, Streptophyta, Magnoliopsida, Malpighiales, Euphorbiaceae.
CCAGGCCCAAAAUGAAUGUGCGGAAGGCCCACAGAUUCUAGGCCCAUUAAUCGCUGCCCAUUAUCUCCUCCUCCACAGGCAAGUCAUGUAAAAGAUUGUCGCGUCUUUCUUUGGUCGCAGGAAAUCGCAAUGGAAACUCUGAGCUCCUCUGCUGCCUUCGUCUCUUCUUCGUCUUCUCCUCUCUCCUUCUUUUCCCCGAAGAGAAAGGAUUCUCCAAUCAGAAUCCUCCGCUUCCAUACUUCUUCCAAAAAAAAUGAAAAUGAUUCUGAUCUUCGAUCUGACUCCAAUGAUUCUAGCAUCGUCCCCUUCUUUAGCAAUCCUACCCUAUCCAAGGAUGCAGCUAUGGGAUUGGUUUUGAGUGCUGCUUCUGUCAGAGGCUGGACUACUGGUUCCGGCAUGGAAGGGCCUCCGGUUCCUGCCGGAGCCGAUGAAGGAUCGAAUACAGAGAAGGUUUCGACCUUACCAUGGUCUCUCUUCACCAAAUCGCCGCGUAGGAGAAUGCGCGUCGCCUUUACCUGCAAUGUUUGCGGUCAAAGGACCACUCGCGCUAUCAAUCCACACGCCUAUACCGACGGCACUGUUUUCGUUCAGUGCUGUGGAUGUAAUAUUUUUCAUAAGCUGGUGGACAAUUUGAACCUGUUUCACGAGAUGAAGUGCUAUGUGAAUCCUAGCUUCAAUUACAAAGAUGCAAAAUGGGAUGUUGGAUUCAAGUUGUUUGAGAUGGAUGAUGAGGAUGAUAGAAAUGAUGUGUUCCCAAUCUAAGAGGUGAAAGUGAUAUUAAAUGUAAAUUCGUUUCUUAUACCGGAGCUGAUUUGUAUUGUGAUUGUAUAUAGGGUCUGUCUUUCAUACUUGGAUUGUGGAUAUUUAUAAUGGAAAAAUAGAACAAUGCUUGUUUAAUAUUGAAAAUUCUGCUAUAGUAUUCAAAACCUAAUUUCCCAAAAUGGAUAGAAGUUCUCCUCUUGUUUUCUUAGAUCACUUUUCGUUUUUGAUAUUUCCGAGUUCUCUUGAACUUGAGCACCUUCUGGCUUGUGUUCUAGAAGGUACAUGCAUUUGAUUCAGAUAAAAAUUAACCUUUUUGUCUUGAGUGAAAUGAAUUAAAGACGAGAAAACGAAAGUCUUGUUGAAAAGAUUAUUUAUCUUCUUACAAUUUUUUAAUUGCAUAGGUGUUUCUUAAAGGCACUUUUGCUAGCAAAAUAUAUGCUUCUAGUGGAUAUUGAUGCAUAUUGUUUUAGAACAACUUGUGAUAAGAGUGUUGGAGAUGGCUUUUUUUUUUAAAACUGAUUGGAUAGUAAAUGUUAUCUCGGUGUUUAUGUUGAUAAUUAGCAGUUUUUCCACCUUACCUUUGAAUAGAACCUUUGAACUUUGUUCCAUAUGGUUGAUGUGUUGUGUUGGAAUGUAUAGAUAAGAUAGCUAAGGGGCCAUACUUGCUUGCAAGACAUAUGAAUUAAAGUUGAGUAAAGAUGCAAUAGUAAUUUUGGUAGCAUUUACAGUUUCAGAUUAAGAAUGAAGCUGUUACUCAUGGUACAGGCAGUGCCAUUGAUUUAAGUACCAUGUCUUUGGAAAAUUAUGUUAAUAGGGAAGAUGUUGGUGAUAUUCUGCAAUGCUAGGUCAUGAUUUUGGUUUAAUGAAUGAUCUACCAGUAUAUUCAUGUGGCCUUAUUUUUGUGACCCAUUGUCUUCUGUUGAACAAUGUUUAGAUUGAAAAGCUUUUCUUGAAGCAGGAAUAGGGAGAACUAGAAAAUUACGUUGUCUUAAUGGGGGACUUUUGGAAAUUGGGACUUGAUGUGCCUUUUCCUUGGCAUAAGCCUUGAAAACAAUUGAAAUGUCUUGCAACUCCUAGAUAAACCUGCAUCUAUACAUAAGCAGUAAAUUAGACCCACCAAUGUGGUUGCAGUCUUUGAAUGACUGAUAUUUUCUUCUCUGAAUCUAUAUGGAGUAUGGACUACGGAGUACAUUCCUUCCCACUCCUCCCCCCCACCCCCCGGGCCCGCCUCUCUCCUUCACUUUCACCAUCUCCUAUGCAGCAGAAUUUCCAUUUUGAACAGAACAUUGUUUUUAAGAAGUCAAACUAGAUAACUAUAGCUCUAAGUCUGCUACCUUCUUUUGGGUAUCUUUUGGAUGGUGAUGCGUGCCUGGUGAUGAAAAUAGGAUUUUAUAUAUUGUGAUUUCGCAGUGAUAUAAAAUUGAAGUGAAGAAAAUUUGCUUUGUUGGCUUUGUUUCUUUUUUGACAUCAAUGAAUGCGCAAUCUGGGAGAGAAAUGGUUAUUAAUAUUCUGUAGUCGUAGGCAAUUCUUAUUUUUUAUUCAGGGAAUGAAGUCUUCAUAAAAGUUAAAUACAAAAGGUAACUUUCAUAACAUCACAUGGUUAAAUGUGCUAUUGCUUACAUAUGGUCUCGACCUUGGAGAUUUCAUUUCGUUGCCUCUGGUAGUAUUAUGAUCUCUUCGUAUGACCAGUUUUCCUGAAUGCACUGUCUAGUAUUUCCCUCAUGGGUUAUAGAAUCGUCUUUUUUGGCAAGGAUAUUUGCCCUGUCUGCUUGCCGAUGACAGCAGAGCCGCAUCCGAGGUUGCCAUGGUUAAAAUAUCUAUUUCACAAAUGUCAGCUGCACCACAUGUUUGCUAGUUUUUAGAGCUUAGGAUGGAACGAAAUUAUAGAUAUGGACAUAAAUAGCUGCAUCUGCGGAGGACAAAACCACGCAUAUGUUAACAUGUGGUAAUUUUUCAUUAUGCUCCCUAUACUUGUUUGAUUGUACAAUGAUGAUCCAAAAUUUCAGCCUCCAUUUGUUUUUCACAAGUGAUAAUUGCAUUUGCAUAUGAGCUGGGUAUGCUAAUCAUAUGAAAGGCUGGCGUUGAACAUAAAGUCAACUAUUAGAAGCUUUUUUUUUCCCCCUUGAUUAACUCUUAGCUCACUUAAGAAAGCCAUCAAUUUUUAUGUUUUUUUUUCUCAUUGUUAUUGCAUUUAAUAUGGAGGUUAAUAACAGGAGUUCAGCUGAUCUUCAGGUUGAAGUAUCUAUUCCUUCAUUUGUUGGUGGUAUCAACAUGUGCAGGCACAUUUGAUGAUUAAUCAAAUGGAAAUCAGGCUUAAUUUCCCAGGAAAAUUAGUAACAGUAAAAUUGUGUGAAUUUAUAUAUGCAUGCAAAAAAAAUUUUUGCAUGCUCUUUGAAGAUUUCUGUUUAGUUCGCAUAGAAAGAAAGGCGAUGAUAUUUUUUUCAGUAUUUUUUUUUUAAUUUUUUUUUGCCAAAUCAGUUUUUUUUAUAAAAUUUAAUCAAGGAUAAUAUAGCUAUUUCAUAUUUCAUUAACAGUUCUUUUAGAUGGAACAAUUUCAAUUUUGAAAAACUAAAUAUAGGAUGAAACUCUCUUUUUUUUUUUUCAAAUAAAUGAAUAUCUAUAUUAAUUUUGACAUAAAUUAGAGAUUAAAAAGUAAUUUGUAACUAUCUAUGAUUGUGGGCACCUUAGUUUGCGGUCAAUAAUCUCUUCUUAACGAUUCCUAACGCUCGUAACAAGGGUGCUUUAAUUUUUCGGGUCCUAACAUCGGAGCAACUUGGCCAUAGCUGGUAAGGAUGAUAACAAUCCAAGGCCUAAACAACCAGUAGAAGCAGGACUACAUUCAAGCCACGUCACGAAUGGACAUCCUGUGUAGCCAAUAGGAGCAAUCCUUAGCAGAUAACAUGCUCUCUGCCCAUUCACUUGCAAUCCAUUAUCUACUCACGUAUCCAUCCCAAAAUCUGAACCACACAAAAGAGAAGAUCUCAGCCUCACCCUCUCUCCUUCACUACUUUAAACUCCAACCUCUCUUUCCUUCUCCAUUUGAUUGCUUCCAUCACAGCACAAGCAAAGUCCUGCAAAAAAAACAUAGAAACAAGGCUUCAACAAUGGCCACCGUCACCUCUGCAGCUGUUGCCAUCCCGUCAUUCACUGGUCUUAAGGCUGCCAGUACCACCACCACAGCCAAAGUUAAUGCAGGUGCCAAGGUUACGGCUUCUUCAGUCCCAAAGCUCGCCAUCAAGGCUUCAAUGAAGGACGUGGGUGUUGCUGUUGUAGCUACUGCAGCAAGUGCAAUGCUCGCUAGCAAUGCCAUGGCCCUUGAGAUCUUGCUUGGAGCUGAUGAUGGGUCACUGGCUUUUGUUCCCAAAAAUUUCUCUGUAGCUUCCGGGGAAGAGAUUGUGUUCAAAAACAAUGCUGGCUUCCCACACAACGUCGUUUUCGACGAGGACGAAAUUCCAAGUGGGGUAGAUGCGUCUGCAAUCUCCAUGCCGGAAGAAGAACUCCUGAAUGCCGCUGGAGAGACAUAUAAAGUUACAUUGAAGGAAAAAGGCAGUUACGCUUUCUACUGUGCCCCUCACCGGGGAGCUGGCAUGUCCGGAAAUGUCACCGUUAACUAAACUCCACCGUAGGGUCCGGUUAUAUCAUCCCGUAUUCCUCUUGUUUCCGAGGUAGAAGAGUUCAUAAAUCUUGCAUGGUGUGAACCCAACUUGUAAUAUCCUUGUAAUUUCGCUUUUAUAAUUUGACAUUUGUAUUUUGUAUUGGCCAA